AUGGAGCAAACUAGGGUGAGAAAGAAGAAUGAGGAAGAAAAGGUAAAGGAUGGGAAGCAAGAUAAGGUGAAGGGCAGGACAAGGAGCUCAUCCAUAGGUUACAUUUUGGCCCAGCAUAUUAGAGAUGCUUUUGAGAGUGAAGAUGAAAUAGAGAAGUUGACAACCGAAGAUCAAAUUCAGUUUUGGCGGAAUACGGCCAAAAUUAAUUGGAAACUGCUCCACACUGUCAAGCGUAGUAAGCGCCUUCAAUGGGAGGAAUGCUCUAAGGAGAUACAUAGGCUGAACAAGAAAUUAGAGCGUUAUGAAGGGACCGCUGACUUGAUUGACCCCGAAGACCUGAAGAAGAAUGUGAAGGGGAUUAUGUCACAGAAAGAGGGGCAUACAGGGUCUGCACAAAAGAAAAUAAGGAGGAGUAUUGAUUCUGAGGACAGGGGUGAUGAUGGAAUUUGCUUCGAUUAUGACGAGGUAACCAAUAUUGGCAAGGAAGCAGAGAAGGAGUUAGAGAAAGGUGAAUGGCAAGAGAUGGAGGAUGAUAAUUUGGAGAAAGCUGUAGAGAGUGAGGAGGAUAAGAAAGAGGAAGUGACUGUGGAUGAGAAGAAAGAGGAAGAGCGAGAGCAGGAGAAGAAUGAGGAAGAGGAAGAGGAAGAGGAGAAAGUGGAAGAGGAAAAACAUCAGAAGAAAGAUGAAGAAAUAGUGGUGGAGAACAGAGAGGGGGAAUGUGCUGAGGAGAAGAAAGAUGAAGAAAGGAUGGAAAGUCUGGAAGAGGAAAAAGGAAAGAAGAAAGAUGAAGAAAAAGUGGUGGAAAACAGAGAGGGAGAAUGUGCUGAGGAGAAACUGGAUGAAGAAAGGAUGGAGGAUGGAAAACAGGUGCAAGUUUAUCAGAAGAGAAUGAAGAGAUUAGCGUCAAAGGGGACUAGGGGACCAAGUACCAGAAGGCGGACGCGCUCACAACUAGUCCGCACCCCUUUCACUCAAGAAAAGAAGAAGGAAGUUCAUCAAGAGAUAAUUAACAUAUCACACCACAAGGAGGAAGAGAGGGAAAAAAUCAGGUUCUAUUGUAAGCCUGAUGAAUGCACUUGGGAUUUUUUGGGGAAGAGGAAAAUCAAGAAGAAGGAGGAGGCUCUUUUGAAGUUGCUGAACGAGGAUAUUCCUAACAUUGAUGAUUUUAGCAUACGUUUGAUUGAUAGUAAAGGAACCUUCGUUCACAACUUUAGAGUACCUCAACACGUAUUAUCAAAGCUCACACCAGAUGAGAACAGAAGGAUCUCUGAGUUUUGCAAUCAAAAAGCCCAUCAGUAA
This is a messenger RNA of Asparagus officinalis (garden asparagus), 1299 nucleotides long. RefSeq names its product golgin subfamily A member 6-like protein 22. The record is from RefSeq and is a predicted model, not a curated record. Bases 1 to 1299 code for a protein of 432 amino acids. Lineage: Eukaryota; Viridiplantae; Streptophyta; Magnoliopsida; Asparagales; Asparagaceae. The transcript is spliced from 2 exons.